Messenger RNA from Phaeodactylum tricornutum CCAP 1055/1, 666 nucleotides. RefSeq lists its product with no specific name. NCBI's taxonomy places the organism in Eukaryota, Bacillariophyta, Bacillariophyceae, Surirellales, Neidiaceae. The transcript has a single exon. The coding region runs from base 1 to 666 and encodes 221 amino acids. The record is from RefSeq and is a predicted model, not a curated record.
AUGGCAGAGAAUUCAAGGCGGAAACUUUUGAUUCACUUCAGCGCCAUUGGAUCUACGUUGGCUACGCUUCCGUCGUCUUCAGAAGCGCUAUUUACGCCAAAGGAUCGUAGGCAACUGGAAGUCUGUCUAGUCAACGUACUACGCGUUGUCUAUUGGUCCCAGAAUAUUGCAAUUACACUACAAAGUGCCGACGACUCUUCGGACACCAAACGUGCCAAAUAUCUUGAAGCCCGACUGGGUGCCAAGGCCGCUUUGACAGGCAAAGUUGGUGGUGGGGCCUCGGGAAAAGUCUACACGCUGGCAAGCUUACGGCUGCCGUCGUGUUUGGAGGAUUUAGAGUAUUAUGCACGUCCACAAUCACGACAAGUUGCGGAUUUGCGGAGAGAUUUUUACGAAGGGCUGGCAGCCGUCGUUGAAUUUGACGGGCUUGAUACUUUGACGGACCCGUCGCCACGAUCGAGUCUAACCCUGGGACAGGUCAAUGAGCAGAAAGUUCUUUUUGUGCAGCGCAUGCUCGCCGAGCGCGUCGUACCUAUUGGACAGCAGCUUGUGGCCAGCUUUCCAGCGGAAUCAGUUCAACAGGCCCACGUAUUCAUGCAACAAUACUAUUCUAGUGAGCUACCGCUAGCACAGAAGAGAGAUGGCGAAGAGUUAGCUACAGCAUAG